Molecule: messenger RNA, 744 nt
Organism: Pygoscelis adeliae (Adelie penguin)
Lineage: Eukaryota; Metazoa; Chordata; Aves; Sphenisciformes; Spheniscidae
Gene: WNT16
Product: wingless-type MMTV integration site family, member 16
Exons: 4
Coding region: 1-744 (247 amino acids)
Biological process (GO): cell fate commitment; canonical Wnt signaling pathway; neuron differentiation
Cellular component (GO): extracellular region
Molecular function (GO): frizzled binding; cytokine activity
Source: RefSeq, a predicted model, not a curated record
AUGCGGUUUUUGCUUAAUGCGUCCGUGGAUGACGGCACGAAGGAGACCGCAUUCAUAUACGCAGUGACAUCGGCGGGCCUCGUGCAUUCGGUGACACGAUCGUGCAGCGCAGGAAACAUGACCGAGUGCUCCUGUGACACGAACCUGCGGCACGGCGGCUCGGCCAGCGAGGGCUGGCACUGGGGCGGCUGCUCCGACGAUCCCAUUAAGAAUGUAACGGGCAAGAGCGGGAGCGGACUGGCGGCGAUGAACCUGCACAACAACGAGGCUGGGAGGCAGGCUGUAGCAAAGCUGAUGUCAGUGGAUUGCCGUUGUCAUGGUGUUUCUGGGUCCUGUGCUGUGAAAACUUGUUGGAAAACAAUGUCCUCCUUUGAAAAGAUUGGCCGUUUUUUAAAGGAUAAGUAUGAAAACAGCAUACAGAUAUCAGACAGACUGAAAAAAAAGCUACGCAGGAAAGAGAAAAGCCAGCGAAAAAUACCAAUUGGGAAAGAAGACCUGCUGUAUGUGAACAAAUCGCCCAAUUACUGUGUUGAAGACCAAAAACUGGGGAUCCCUGGGACUCAGGGAAGGGAAUGUAACCGCACCUCAGAGGGACCCGACGGCUGCAACCUCCUCUGCUGUGGGCGCGGGUACAACACCCACGUUGUCAGGCACGUGGAAAGGUGCGAAUGCAAGUUUGUCUGGUGCUGCUACGUGCGCUGCCGGAGGUGCGAGACCAUGACCGACGUACACACCUGCAAAUAA